This is a messenger RNA of Acipenser ruthenus (sterlet), 2901 nucleotides long. RefSeq names its product family with sequence similarity 120 member B (gene fam120b). The transcript has 11 exons. The coding region runs from base 446 to 2548 and encodes 700 amino acids. Gene Ontology annotation, cellular component: nucleus. The record is from RefSeq and is a predicted model, not a curated record. Gene Ontology annotation, molecular function: nuclease activity. NCBI's taxonomy places the organism in Eukaryota, Metazoa, Chordata, Actinopteri, Acipenseriformes, Acipenseridae.
UUUUAAGGAUUUCUUAGGACAGUUUUUUGUCACGGACUCCUUCACUGCCGUGUGACAUCACUUCAUCUGAAAUAGUCUUUUCAUAUGUUGAUCUCAUUAACAAGAACAAUCGGGAACUGCUGGUUCAUUACUUGUUUUAGGAAUAAAUAAGGUCAUUUUUCACUGUCAAGGUAUACACUAGUACUACUGAACUCUUCUGGAAACAGUCGCACAGUUUCCAUCCGGGUAUUUUGUGCAGGUUUCCUGUUGGCUGUGACCUGUGCAGUUUUGUUUGAAGUAUGCUCACUGCACUUAGCUCCGUGGUUUCAAUUAUCUUGAAGUAGCACAAGAAGACCUUGUAUUUGGAAUCCGAGAAGCCUAAGGAAUAUGCAUAUUUUUCCUGGACGACAUUUUGGGGUGAAAUAUUUGAUUAAAACUGCAGUUUUUAUUUUUAGCAGGAAGAGUGAUGGGGGUGAAAGGGUUGCAGUGGUUUGUGGAAAACGUAAGUUCAGAAGUCUGUGUGGAGGUGAAUCUACAGGAGAUGGCUAAGCAGUACCAGCGUGACCAGCCCGGGUGUACCCCUACUCUGGUGGUCGAUGCAAUGGCAUGUUUGAGGCACUGGUACACAUCUGAAGCCUGGGUGCAUGGUGGGCAGUGGCGAGAGUAUAUGCACAACCUUGAAACCUUUGUGAGAGCAUUCACAAAUGCAGGCAUCAAACUGGUAUUCUUCUUUGAUGGAGUGGUGGAGCAGACAAAGAGGGCAGAGUGGGUAAAACGCAGACUGAGAAACAACAAAGAAAUCAGCCAAAUCUUUCAGUAUAUCAAGACCACUGGACAGCAACCAGGAAGAGAGAUGUUCUUUAUUCCCUCCGGCCUGGCUACAUUCUCACGAUUCGCUUUGAAAUCCCUUGGUGUAGAAACAUGGUGCUCAGUGCGAGAGGCAGAUUAUGAAAUUGCCAGUUAUGGACUGUUUCAUAACUGCAUGGGCAUUCUUGGACAAGACUCUGAUUACCUCAUCUAUGAUACUGUCCCAUACCUAUCCAUUAGUAAGCUGCAACUUGGCAGACUGGUCACUGUUCUUUUCUCAAGGGAAAAUCUUUGCCAGGCACUGAAACUCAGUAAGAGUGACCUCCCACUUUUGGCUUGCAUUCUCGGCAAUGACGUUGUGCCAGAGAACCAAUUACAGAAGCUUCGGCGUAGCUGCAUGGAUUCGUAUUGGCAAAAAAAAAAAAAAUGUACACAACAAACAGUUUUAGCAGUAGCAAACUAUAUUUCAGGACAUCUUUGUUUAAGUGAAGGGUUAAAGGAAAUUACAAAACUGCCAGUGUCUGAAGCAGACAGGGCUUUGCUUGAGAAAGGAAUUGAUUCAUAUCUUCUACCUGAGCAGCAGACCCCUUGGCUUCCUUAUCGAAAGAAACACUCUUCUUAUGGGGCCCAGGUUGAACUAAGAAGUGGCUCGAACCAAGACAUUAUACAGUUUGCAAAAGAGCAGCACAUCAGAGCAGAUAAUUUUAUGGUUUUCAACAUCCUGAGUGCUGGAGAAGUCAGUUGCAGCAAUACUUUAGAAGAUGACCAAGAUCCUGAUCUUCCUGGACAUGCACUCGUUUACCGGCCUGCCCGUCAGCAUAUUUACGCAGUCCUGUUGGGUGCAAAACAAGAUGGCAGUGAAUCACCCCCUUCAGUGAAAGAGUGGUUUGUCUACCCUGGAAAUCCUCUUCAGCAUGCAGAGCUGGUUACAGCUGUACCCGUCGAUCUCCCAGGCAGAAGGCCAGAUCUGAAAAUACUGUGGUUUUCUGAAGAACCAGAGAUUAAAAAUCUUCGUUAUUCCACAUUCCUUGCUUUAUUCGACAUACAAGAUUUAUCAGAUGAACUCUGUGCUUUGGAGACACAUCUAAUAGGCACAUGUUGUCUACUAAUAUACAUUGCCUUACAGGUAAACAAUCUUUGCUUGGAAGACAUAGAUGCAUAUCUGGCUCAGACUCUUUGUGUUCGCACCAAAUCACCUGACCAACUUGCUUGUACUCAGGUAGCCUGUGUGGACUCCAGAGCAGUACAUCUUGGCUCCCUGUUUGUACGAGGAUUGACGAUUCUUAUUGCAGCCAACAGCUCUUGUGGAUUUCCAUUUAGGAUGGCUGAUCUGAUGCCAUGGGAAAUGUUUGAUGGGAAGCUGUUCCAUUCAAAGUACUUGCAGUCACAUGCUGGAUGUUCUGAAGGGGAACUCCUGGAAGGAAAUAUGUCCUUGAUUAUCCAGUUUCAUUACCUGAAAACUAUCAUCACCAAUACAUGUAUCAGAAAGAGGAGAAACAUUGAGAGCAAACCAAGAGGCCCUUUAGCAGCGAAACAGGCAUGUAGCAGUUAUCAUGCAAGAGGUGGAGGACCCAGUUCCCACAAAGGGCAAAGACAGUACUUUCCUCCUCAAAAUGAUCCCUGCACAUCUGGAUUUCAAUUGAGUCCUUCACGGACUCAAGAACAAAGACAUAGACCGAGAUACAGAGCCCAAAACAGACGGAGGAUCCAGCUUGCUCCACGCUGGCCACAAUAUCAAAACCCUCAUCCUGGCUGGUCCUAAUGGAGAAUCUGCAAUAUGAAAACAUUGAACUUGUAAAGAAUUGCAGAAGACUUAUACAAGUAAUUACCAACGGUGGAUCACCAGUAAACACCGAAAGUUUAUGUUUUGCAAACUCUCAGCAUUUGUGAUCUACCGGUUCAUUUUUUUUUUAAUUAACAAAGUAUUUUGACUUUAAUCUUGAAGCACCUAAAAUGCUGAAAAAAUCCCUAUAAUUCCAAUUUCUACAGUGCUUCAGAUUAUUUGGUUUUGUGGAAUGGAAAACUGUUUUAUUGGCACUUAUAUUGUUGAAAUAAUAACAUGUUAAAUGAAUUAAUCAAUAAACACAUUCAGAUAAGACCCUUCUUUCAAGACUA